AUGGAUCAAACAACCUCAACUAAGAGCCCGUCGCUGGUUACUACAGCCCUCAUUAUUGUCACUAUCAUCUUCCCAAUCAUAUCGGCGGUUGCGAUAUGGCUGCGUGUCUUGGCUCGUCUCAAAUCUAAGCAACCGUUCCUCGCGGAUGACCACUUCAUCUUCAUUUCUUGGUUUCUUUCUCUAGCACUUAGUAUCCUAGUUUGGGUCUAUGCCAGCAAGUCCGGAAUCAACUACUAUAAUGUCGACUUCGUCACUGGCACUGAAGCUUCCCUAGAGUUGGUUUAUAUUUCGUCUGUCUAUAUACAGUGGCCACUAGCUACGGUCAAAAUAGGAGUAUUGCUGUUCUACAAACGCAUCUUCGUGACGCCUCUUUUCAAGACCAUUGUGUGGUGCGCGAUUGGGCUCAUAUCUGUCUGGUGCUUUUUGUUUUUCAUGCUUGUGCUAUUUCAGAUUGACCCAGUCGCGUUCCCACUUACAAAGGUAUCCCUACGAUUUAAUGACACAGCCUUUGGUCUGGCGCAGGUGGCCACUAGCUUUACGCUCGAUAUACUUGUGCUAUGUCUUCCCAUUCCAGCCAUAUCUCGACUCAACAUGAAGAGAAAUCGUAAAAUGGCCAUUAUCAUGAUCUUCUGGCUGGGUGCGUUCUGCGCUGUGGCUUCUAUAGUGCGAACAGUUCUGCUGCGGGAGUCUAUCCAGGAAGUCAUCUCGUCAAAUGCCUACGCGCGAGUCGCCAAUCAAUCGAAACAGUACAUCUUUCUUGUUGUUGAACCCAACGUCUCCAUUCUAGCUGCAAGUUUACCGACUUACGGGCCACUGUUCACAAGUGGAAAGGGUCUCGAGUCAUUUUUCCGCAGUGCCCGCAGCUUCUUUAGCCUUUCCGGUCGUGGCAGUGGAGGGCGAAGUCACAGGAUCUACGAGUCUUCAACAUCCAACGACCCAAAUAAGAACCAGUUCACAGAAUCACAAGUAGAGCUUCACCGCAUCGAAAACUGGUCAAAAACAGGAAUUCAGGAGGCCCACGUGUCUCAUAGCAGUGAAGUUACUUCCAUGCCAUCCAAUUUGCAAAAUGGGAUUUCUGUCACGAGGGGGGUCACGGUCCGAACAGAAUAG
Botrytis porri is the source of this 1110-nucleotide messenger RNA. RefSeq lists its product as uncharacterized. The record is from RefSeq and is a predicted model, not a curated record. The transcript has 3 exons. The coding region runs from base 1 to 1110 and encodes 369 amino acids. NCBI's taxonomy places the organism in Eukaryota, Fungi, Ascomycota, Leotiomycetes, Helotiales, Sclerotiniaceae.